Molecule: messenger RNA, 1290 nt
Organism: Paramisgurnus dabryanus
Lineage: Eukaryota; Metazoa; Chordata; Actinopteri; Cypriniformes; Cobitidae
Source: RefSeq, a predicted model, not a curated record
UGUCAAUCAUUUUUUUCCUCACAGUUUACUUGCGAUCGCCAUAUUGGGUGCUCGCCUACUCGAAUGACUUGUCUGUUUUUCUUCGGAAUUACUACGAGACGGGGUCGCGGAGCCGCGCGCUGUUUUGACGAGCGCUCGCGAUUACUUCUCUUCCACGCGCUUUCAAGCGGGGCCGUUAUCUUCCUGAGCGCGUUGACGCAUUUUGUUAUGCGCGCGCCUGGUUCACUUUGUGAUUAUUACGGUUUUGGGGGCGACUGGUUUUAGUGCAUUCGGCGCGAUCGCAAGUACGAUUCUCGGACUGAGUUUCAUGUGAAAAAAUGUCAAAAGUGCGCGUCUCUAAUGGAAGUCCGCCGCUGGAGAGGGUGGACGCGAGGCAGGCGGAUCACACCAGAGCACCGGUGUGCAGAAAUCUGUUCGGGUCCUCGGAUCGCGAGUUUGAGAGGGAUGCCAAGGAGCAAAUGCGGGAGAUGGAGAAAGCAUCCAAGGAAAGGUGGAAUUUCGAUUUUGCCAAAAACGAACCGCUCUCGUCAGGCAAAUACGAGUGGGUAGAGGUGGACGGUAAAGACCUGCCGGGAUUUUACACAAGACCGCAUCACGUAAAGCGGACUAUAUCUACCGGGACUACCGUGGAUCAUAACGGGAAUCACGAUUAUUUGUUGACAUCUCUCUCUGUGGAGAACCGACAAGAGGACUCUGAAAUCACAGAGACUGAGUCGGAUUGCCGAACAGCAUUAAGCACACCGAGGAAAAGACCGUCGACGGAGGAUCAGGAUCUUCCUUGCCAAAGUAAAAGACCCAACGUCCAACCGACAGAGGCGGACCGCUGUCCAGACACGACGCCCAGCGAAUCAGACCCAAAAACGUAAACAAGUCUUUAAAGCAAAGAGAUGAAGAAGCCUAUUGUCUCCAUCAAAUACUUCAAGAGCUUUAUGAAGUAAACAGGGACAGCAGUCGAAAAAUAAAAAUUAAGCCCUGGAAAGGCUGUAUAAGCACUGAAUUUUUACACUAAAGUUUUGGCACUCAACAGAAUAUAUUUGCCUCAAAAGCAGACAAUGUAGCAGUGUGCAAUUGGAGUUGCUUCGACUUUGUUGUUUGACUACCUAUGUAUAUACAUACUUUCAAUUUAUAUGUAGCAAAUGUAAUAUUAAAAACACAAUCAUUUAUUAUGGAGUGCGUUGGACCUGAGGAAUUGCUGUGCAGUUUUCAAAACGUCUCCCCACAAAGAUCCCUAAUGAUAUAAAUACACACACACUAUCCUUUUAAUUGGGUUAAAUCACAGUCCCUCAGUUU